This is a messenger RNA of Vigna unguiculata (cowpea), 1327 nucleotides long. RefSeq lists its product as uncharacterized. NCBI's taxonomy places the organism in Eukaryota, Viridiplantae, Streptophyta, Magnoliopsida, Fabales, Fabaceae. The record is from RefSeq and is a predicted model, not a curated record.
AUGUCUUUUCUCGUUGGUGAUAACAAAAUUCUGAUAAUUGCAUCUCACAGCAUGAACACGAUAAGAAAAGCCAUUUUUGUUUUUUUAUUUUGCAACAAUUUCUUUUCAUUUUUUCUUAAACCAUGUGGGUUUCGUUUUGGUCACAUCCUUAAAUUAUGCACACACAUCCACUUCCAUAUCUUUUUUUCUGCUUCUUUCAACGUAGACAACACACACACUUUCACUCUGGCUCUCCCUCCACCACCGCAGGCCGCGGCGGCCGGAGCUGCUCCGCCCCAUGUCGCACCGAGGCCGAAACGGCCGCGUCCGCCGUCGGGGCGCACCAACCUCGCUUCCUGCGUGGUGGCCUCCAUCUUCCUAAUCUUCAUCAUCAUCGUCAUCCUCAUCGUGUACUUCACCGUGUUCAAACCCCAGGAUCCCAAGAUCGCCGUCAACGCCGUCCAGCUCCCCUCGUUCUCCGUCGUUAACGGCACCGUCAACUUCACGUUCUCCCAAUACGCCGCCGUCCGGAACCCUAACCGCGCCGCCUUCUCCCACUACGACAGCUCCCUCCAGCUCCUCUACUCCGGCAGCCAGGUCGGCUUCAUGUUCAUCCCGGCCGGCGAGAUCGACGCCGGCCGGACGCAGUACAUGGCCGCCACCUUCUCCGUGCAGUCCUUCCCCCUCUCCGCGCCCCCGAGGGUGGGCCCCACUCUCGCCAACGGCGACGGAGUGGGCUUCAACUAUGGGCUUAGGAUUGAGCCCACUAUGGAAAUCGAGUCCAAGUUGGAGAUGGCGGGCCGCGUGAAAGUCUUACACUUCUUCACCCAUCAUGUUUACGCCAAAGCCGGUUGCAGGGUCGCCAUUGCCGUAACCGAUGGAUCCGUGUUAGGUUUUCACUGCUAAUUUUUUUUUUCUUUUUCUUUUUGGACUUCAUCAGUAAAUUAACUAUAUAGUCACUGUAAUUGUUAGUGACCUUGAGUAACCAUGGGUUAAAAUUGUAAAGUAAAGACCUUUUUUUCAAUUUUCCUUCCCCAAUGCAAAGUUUCGCCAUUUUGGUCCUCGAAUUGCGGAAGUUUUCAUUGAAGUGUGAGGAUUAUGCGGGAAUGUGAAUGGGUGUUUGUUGCUUUAUUGGGAUAAGUUAAAGCUUAAGUAAAGAUGCAAAAAAAGUGAAGGGGAAUGAUGAGUUUGAAAGGAAAAUGGAGAGAGAAGCUUUUUUUUUUUCUUUGGCUUUUUUGUUGGUAAUUAAUUGUUGGUUAAGCAAAGUUAGAUACCAUUGUUGAUAGUGAUAGUAAUUUGACUAUUGGUGUGAAAAUUGGAAUGAAUUGAAUGAGGUUUUGGUGAGAAA